Messenger RNA from Effrenium voratum, 1277 nucleotides. The record is from the annotation of a GenBank genome assembly. NCBI's taxonomy places the organism in Eukaryota, Dinophyceae, Suessiales, Symbiodiniaceae.
GGCCGAAGCGCUUCUGGAGAUCAGCGGGCGUGACUAUAUGUCGUCUGUGCCUGGGCUGGACACUGUCAUUGGGCAGCACUUGCACAGCUACAAGGCCAAGGAGAGCAAGGAGUGCAAGGAGACCAAAGAGGACGAGGGCAUUCAAGCAGCCUUGCUUGCAGAUGAAUAUUUUGCCGAAGUUUUGGGCUCCGAGCAGGGGAUCUUGAGUAUGAGCCGGAUCUCCAACGUCAGGGCAGUUGAGAUGAGCCUUUUGUCCGACGCAGGAAAGGUCAUCAGCUUGAUGGGUCGUCAGCAGGCCUCGCUCUUCAUCAUCAAGGCAGUGGCCAAGGCAGUUGCGCAAGACUCUGGGCAGUGGAAAGCGAAUUUGGAGGCAGAGACGAAGGCCCGCGUGGAGGAGGAGAAAAUUGCCAAGCGCGAGCAGGAGAGAAUCGCAAAGGCCGAGGCGCUCAAGCUCAAGAGGGAGCAGACCAAGAGGGACAAAGAGCUUGCCAGCCAGGCAAGGGCGCAAGCCAAGGUGGCCGCCGCCAAAGCAAAAGCCGCCGACGAUGCUCAGGUGGAAGAUGGCGACAGGAGAAAGAGAAGACGGAAGGGAGGCGAAGCCGAUGAUGUGGAAGGACGGCGGCGACGCGUGCCAGGUCUUCAGCAGCUGACAGAGAGCGAUCCGGCAGUGCUACGCAACUUGGCAAAGUUGCCUGCUGUGCACGCAGCGCCUGUCCAGACAAGCGUGGACGCUUUUGCCUUGUCCGCAUUGUGUGGCCGCCCGGUCAUAGCGCGCCUGAAGAAGGGUGCGGUGAAGAAGUUGAUGAGCGCGUGCCCCAAUCGGCUCACCAAGGAGGCGGUGAAUGAAGCCUGUCGCUUCCUGAACAAGGCUGGUGGCUUGGAACUGGAGUUUGCGAUGUCUGACUUCAAGCAGGACGUUCAGGAGAAGCAACGCAGCGCGGGAAAAACCCGUGCUUUGCGGAUGGACGUCCCCGCAGAUGUGCUGGGCAUGGACUUUCACUUCUUGGACGCACUUUGCGCUGCUCAAGAAGAUGACGGCUUCAAGAGCAGCAUGACUGAGCACCACCGCAAGAUUGUCGACGGCUCUUGGGUGUUCAACAGGGAGUGCCUGGACAUCCUGUUGUCCGAGUACAAGGCCAUGAACCCGACUGCAGAGGCUCCAGAUUCGGCAGAAGAAGUUAGUGACGACAAGCCGGUCCCUGCCGACGUGCGCGCGAACUUGUUGAAGGUGGUGGGGGUUGCUUUGGCUUCGUUUUUGGACGGCGCAGUGUACGCAG